Messenger RNA from Fukomys damarensis (Damara mole-rat), 2566 nucleotides. It is a transcript of the gene Styx, whose product is annotated as serine/threonine/tyrosine interacting protein. Bases 57 to 656 code for a protein of 199 amino acids. Gene Ontology annotation, molecular function: F-box domain binding; protein tyrosine/serine/threonine phosphatase activity. Lineage: Eukaryota; Metazoa; Chordata; Mammalia; Rodentia; Bathyergidae. Gene Ontology annotation, cellular component: cytoplasm; nucleoplasm. The record is from RefSeq and is a predicted model, not a curated record. The transcript has 11 exons. Gene Ontology annotation, biological process: negative regulation of protein binding; regulation of ERK1 and ERK2 cascade; negative regulation of SCF-dependent proteasomal ubiquitin-dependent catabolic process.
CUUGAAAACUUUUAAUCAGAAAACUUCCUCUUUGGAGAAAAGAGUGGACCUACCCUAUGAGACGAGAGAUGCAGGAAAUUUUACCUGGAUUGUUCUUAGGCCCUUAUUCUUCUGCUAUGAAAAGCAAGCUACCUAUACUAGAGAAACAUGGAAUAACUCAUAUAAUUUGCAUACGACAAAAUAUUGAAGCAAAUUUUAUUAAACCAAAUUUUCAACAACUAUUUAGAUAUUUAGUCUUGGAUAUUGCAGAUAAUCCAGUGGAAAAUAUAAUACGUUUUUUCCCUAUGACUAAGGAAUUUAUUGAUGGGAGCUUACAAACUGGAGGAAAAGUUCUUGUCCAUGGAAAUGCAGGGAUCUCUAGAAGUGCUGCCUUUGUUAUUGCAUACAUUAUGGAAACCUUUGGGAUGAAGUACAGAGAUGCAUUUGCUUAUGUGCAAGAAAGAAGAUUUUGUAUUAAUCCUAAUGCUGGAUUUGUCCAUCAACUUCAGGAAUAUGAAGCCAUCUACCUAGCAAAAUUAACUAUACAGAUGAUGUCGCCUCUCCAAAUAGAAAGGUCCUUAUCUGUUCAUUCUGGUACCACUGGCAGUUUAAAGAGAACACAUGAAGAAGAGGAUGAUUUUGGAAACAUGCAAGUGGCAACUGCACAGAAUGGCUGACUCGAGAGUAACAUUAUAGAGGGUGUGAAUUUCUGUUUGAAAGAGAAAAUACUAAAGAUGAUAAUAAUGUAAAGUGGUAAACACACAAGUAGUUUCCUUUCACUUACAUGUUGCUUCCAGAAAUGUUUCUCUGCAACAUGUUAAGAAGAUGUUGGACUUCUGCAAAAGAAGGCACUGAUGGUUUUACUUUUUUUUUUAACUUUACAGUUUUAUUAUAAACUAAGAGUUUUGGACUUGCAAAGAGUUAUUAUUGCAAUAAUGCACUUUUCAUACUUGAAAUUUAUUUGUAUGAUAUAAAGUUAUUACUUUAAACAAAAUGCAAGUUAGGGGGGAUUUGUUUAUCAGUUUUGGGUAAUUUAUAACAAAAGAAUUUCCUAGGGUUUGCUACAAAUUCAUUUUGUGUUCUAUAUAUUACAUUUAAAAAAUAAUUUUACAGUUACAUUUUAUGAUGGAACCCAGCAUAACAGAAGUGCAGCAAACUGCCACUUUAUUAGUGUAAGACAAUAAAUUAAUGACCAUUUUUUUAAACUUCUUGAUCCCUUGUUAAUUAACUAUCCUUAUUUCUAUUUAAUCCAGUUAAUGCUUCCUUUCUAUUACCUUCUUAAUUUGUUUAUUCUUUAGGGGAAAAAAAGGUUUAAUGAUCAAAGAUGGUUUGCUUAUAGUACAAGAUGCUCAAAAACAAAGGCAGUAUUAAUAUUUUUCAAGUGGCUUUUUUCUUUCAAAGUGCAUAAAUUUUUGGUUUUUUGAGACAGGGUCUUGCAUAUAACCCAGAAUGGCCUCCAACUUGUGUUCCUCCUGCCUUGGCCACUCAACUGUUGGGAUUCCAGGCUAGAAAUGCAUAAAUCUUAAUGCUGAGUUCUUGCACAGCAUAUCCUUGCCACCUUGCUCGUUUCCUGACCUCAUCUCUGAAAUCUGUCCCACUACAUAGAAGGGGUUCUCUGCAGUGCCCCCCAGCAGCACCCCCAUUUGUCUGGCUGUGGCUUCCACCCCUGCAGCACCACUGCCUUACAAGUGGGUUCGGGUCCACGGGGAAGGAUCUGCUGUUGUCUUUCUGAUGAGCUCAAGGCCCUUGCAGCCCUGGUAAUUGGAUUCUUCCUGGAGCAUCUGCAGGUCCCUGAAGAGCCACACCAGCUUUUGUACAGGGAACUGGUAGACAGAAGUGUUAUUAACAUGUCCACAAACUCUGGAGCCUGAGGACACUCGCUCCUCCAGGCCUCCCACUCUGCAUUGUGGAGAUAAUCUUCCUGUAGUCCUUGUCCUCAGCCUCUCCUCAAGGUCAUCUGAAAAGGGCUUCUGCCGAUCAGUUGCGAGUGGCUGGACAGGACUGUCCUUGGGAAACACGUGAGACGGUGUGGCACAGAUGCUCCACUUACUUGCCUUCCUUGGACCCUGAGAACCACCGCGCCAAGGGCAUUGGGAAUUGCAGUGUUAAGGUGGCUAACAGUGCGUCAGACCCAGCAGUGACUUCCAGGAGCUGACACUGUUCCCAAAGAAAAGCAGAAGCACCAGCUGGACUCUGCUGUGAUGCCUGAGGCAGAGGUCCCAGUGGGAAGCACACGCACUGCGCGUGGAGACUCCCUUGGCCAAGGAUUCACCUGAGCUGGAGGAAGGGGUCAUGUGGGACCCCUCUGACGAGACAAGCUGGAGGAGUCUCCCCACGGGAGCCUGCACUUGUUCCCGCUGUCCUCCACUACUGAGCUACAUCCCCAGCCUUUUUUUUUUUUUUAACAGGGUCUCACUAAGUUGCCCAGCCUGGGCUUGAUCUUGGAAUCCUCCCUGCCUCAGCCUCCUGGGUGCUGGGAUUACAGGUUUAUGCCACUGAGCCCAACUUCCUACUGUUUUGUAAGCUGUCAAUGAUGGUUUCUACUGCGGAGCUCCAGAAAUGAGACCAGUGCCGCCGCCCCCCCCCC